Carya illinoinensis is the source of this 1292-nucleotide messenger RNA. Its product is annotated as non-functional NADPH-dependent codeinone reductase 2-like. Gene Ontology annotation, molecular function: aldose reductase (NADPH) activity. The record is from RefSeq and is a predicted model, not a curated record. Bases 47 to 1018 code for a protein of 323 amino acids. The transcript has 5 exons. Lineage: Eukaryota; Viridiplantae; Streptophyta; Magnoliopsida; Fagales; Juglandaceae. Gene Ontology annotation, cellular component: cytosol.
UAAAGGAACGGAACGGACAUCACACGAUAAGAUUUGCAGAAAAAUCAUGGCUGGGAGCAUUCCAGACUUCCUUUUGGACUCCUCGAGCUGCAAGAGCAUUCCACUUCUGGGCUUCGGCACGGCCGAAUACCCUUUUGGGGCCUCCUCUGAAACCAUGAGAGAAACCUUCCUUCAUGCCAUCAGACUGGGAUACCGCCACUUUGAUACGGCUGCUCUUUACCAGUCCGAGCAGUAUCUUCGGGAAGCCAUUGACGAGGCCCUGCGCCUUGGCUUAAUCAGAGGCAGAGACGAACUCUUCAUCACUUCCAAGCUCUGGUGCAGCGAUGCACACUACGACUGUGUCCUCUCUGCACUGCAGAAAACACUCGACAAUCUAAAUUUGGAGUACAUAGAUCUUUAUCUUAUUCAUUGGCCCGUAAGCUUGAAGCCAGGAGAAAAAGAACUGCCUGUUAAAAAGGAGGACCUCCUUCCUAUAGAUCUCAAAUCUGUAUGGGAAGGUAUGGAAAACUGUCAAAAGCUUGAUUUGGCUAAAUCCAUCGGUGUAAGCAACUUCUCCAUAAAGAAGCUUCAAACCCUACUUGCCACAGCAAAGAUCCCUCCAGCCGUCAAUCAAGUAGAGAUGAACCCGCUUUGGCAACAGAAAAGCCUGAGAGAGUUCUGCGAGGACAAGGGUAUACAUGUGACGGCUUACUCUCCCUUGGGAGCCAAAGGAACACUUUGGGGAACAAACUGGGUAAUGGAAUGUGAGGUGCUGAAAGAGAUUGCUUAUGCUAGAGGAAAAUCAGUUGCUCAGAUUUCAUUAAGAUGGGUAUAUGAGCAAGGAGUCAGUGUGCUUGUCAAAAGCUUCAACAAGGAGAGAAUAAAAGAGAAUCUAGACAUAUUUGACUGGAAACUAAGCCCAGAGGAGUUACAGAAGAUAAGCCAUAUUCCACAACGAAAAGGAUUCCCUGGAAUUGAAUUCAUCUCUGAUGAAGGCCCUUACAAGACUCUUUCAGAGCUUUGGGAUGGCGAGAUUUAAUUUAGCAUGCAUUUGGAUUGAACCAAGAUAUCAAGAAAUAGCGCAAAAACAUUUCAUAAGCUGUCAAAGAUUGAUGGAACAGCUAGCUAAACCCAUAUAGAAUUACUUUCACUUGUAAAUUUUUGUUACAUUGUGAUAUGUUGGAUGGUUUUAUGUAAAAUUUAAAACAAUGGAAGUGCAAUGGUUAAGCUUUACAUAUGUACUUUGAGGUUAUAUGAAUGAUGUUUCAAGCAAAAAUGAAUUUCUCUAUAUAUAGUAUUUUUUAACUUAUUAA